This is a messenger RNA of Arabidopsis lyrata subsp. lyrata, 1327 nucleotides long. RefSeq names its product rhomboid-like protein 17, chloroplastic. Gene Ontology annotation, cellular component: membrane. The record is from RefSeq and is a predicted model, not a curated record. Bases 54 to 1025 code for a protein of 323 amino acids. Gene Ontology annotation, molecular function: serine-type endopeptidase activity. The transcript is spliced from 8 exons. NCBI's taxonomy places the organism in Eukaryota, Viridiplantae, Streptophyta, Magnoliopsida, Brassicales, Brassicaceae.
GAAGUUCAUGCAUUUGGUAAAAUUUGAAAAUUAAUUUCGAGAAAAAAGGAGAAAUGCAUGCGAUUUUCUCUCGCAGGGUCGUCGUCGUUGGCUUUUCUUCGCAGCUCACCAAAUUGGUGACGAAACAGCCGAGCCAGAGUCGCCAUUUCAUGAGCCAUCUUCUUCUUCCUUCUACCCUCUCAUCUUCUUCUUCAGCCACCCGCUUUGUUCCUUCUCUAUCGCGUUUGGAGAAAGUUCAUGGCUUUUUCGCGACCACGUUGGGGAACACCAAUCUAAAGCUGAAAUUCAGAAAUGUUCUGGAAUCUAGAGUUGGGUUCUUCAGUUCUCAGCUUCCUAGUAAUGGAUUAAUCGAGUCUAAGGGUUUUACUGGGUUUCAAAAGCGUGGAUGGAAGUCUUGGAUUAAUGGAGCUAAUGGUGUAGUUUUUGGGUUGAUAAUAGCUAAUGUUGCAGUAUUUACAAUGUGGCGGGUUUCAAACAGAUGGUGGAUGUUGAAACAUUUUGUGCUAACAACGAAAAGUUUUACGAGUGGACGUAUACACACGCUGAUAACUUCGGGUUUUAGUAAUGUUGGAACCAAUCAAAUCAUCUUGAACAUGAUUGGACUCUACUACUUCGGAACCAGAAUUGCAAGAACCUUGGGGCCGCUUUACCUUUUGAAGCUGUACUUUGCUGGAGCACUUGGUAGCUCUGUUUUCUUCUUGAGUAAUCAUGCUCUCUUGGCUACACUCAAGGGUCAAGGAGUUGUCACCAUUGAUAAAUCAAAACUCCCCUAUUCGCAGCUGGGUGCUGAUGGAUCUGUGUUUGCCAUCGCGCUGCUCGAUAUGUUCCUCUACCCAAAAGUUACUACAUACUUUGUUUUGAUGCUCCGAGUGCCUGUAAUGGGGGGAAUCUUAUUCUUAGGACUCGAGAUGUUAAAGAUUCUAGAGGGGAAAAAUAACAAUAUCUCAAGAAGUUCGGUGCGUCUGAUGGGAGGAGUUGUGGUUGCAGCCAUGGCGUGGGCACGGAUAAGGAAAGGCCGAUUCUGAUACUGAUUGAUUAUUUACUUUCUCCAUUGAACCUUGGACUUGCUGCAAAAGAAUCAAUUAACCUGAUCAUCAUACUAGUUAUGUGACAAAUGAGACUAGUAUUAAUACCAUUUUUUCGUUUGGGCUGGAAAUUUUGGAAAUUUUGGUGCUGAGUGGUACACUUUUGGAGUGUGUUGUAAACUGAACGAAGAGAUCAAUUUUUAAUGGGUUUGGUUCCAACGUAAACUACUUUUAUUUCUUGUCGUCAAAAUUGGAACUUUUAAUUGAACGUUGUAGAUUAUCUUAAGGUUAUUGUCUUGACA